Messenger RNA from Orcinus orca (killer whale), 9170 nucleotides. RefSeq names its product RNA polymerase I subunit B (gene POLR1B). Gene Ontology annotation, cellular component: nucleus; RNA polymerase I complex. The transcript has 15 exons. Gene Ontology annotation, molecular function: DNA-directed RNA polymerase activity; DNA binding; ribonucleoside binding. The record is from RefSeq and is a predicted model, not a curated record. Lineage: Eukaryota; Metazoa; Chordata; Mammalia; Artiodactyla; Delphinidae. Gene Ontology annotation, biological process: DNA-templated transcription. Bases 47 to 3454 code for a protein of 1135 amino acids.
CGGCGCGUGUGAAGCUGUUGCCGGCAUCCGGUGUGCAGGUGGACUCAUGGAUCCCGACGGCCGAUGGCGGCACCUACCCAGCGGGCCCAGCCUAAAGCACUUGACCGACCCCUCUUACGGGAUCCCGCGGGAGCAGCAACAGCCAGCGUUGCAGGAGCUGACGCGGGCGCAUGUCGAGUCCUUCAACUACGCUGUGCGCGAGGGGCUCAGCCACGCGGUGCAGGCCAUCCCUCCCUUUGAAUUUGCUUUCAAAGAUGAGCGGAUCUCUCUUACUAUUGUGGAUGCUGUCAUCAGUCCACCCACAGUUCCAAAAGGGAGCAUCUGUAAAGAGCUCAAUGUUUAUCCAGCAGAAUGCCGGGGCCGAAGGAGCACCUACCGGGGAAAGCUGACGGCCGAUAUCAGCUGGGCAGUGAAUGGAAUCUCGAAAGGAAUCAUUAAACAGUUUCUUGGCUAUGUUCCCAUCAUGGUGAAAUCCAAGCUUUGCAACUUAUACAACCUUCCUCCAAAAGCCCUCAUCCAGCACCACGAGGAAGCAGAGGAAAUGGGAGGCUAUUUUAUAAUCAAUGGCAUCGAAAAAGUCAUACGAAUGUUGAUUAUGCCUCGCAGAAAUUUCCCCAUUGCAAUGGUAAGACCAAAAUGGAAAAGCAGAGGGCCUGGCUAUACUCAGUAUGGAGUUUCAAUGCACUGUGUGAGGGAAGAACAUUCCGCCGUCAAUAUGAACCUUCACUACUUGGAAAAUGGCACGGUUAUGUUGAACUUUAUUUACCGGAAAGAACUGUUUUUUUUUCCUUUGGGAUUUGCACUUAAGGCACUUGUCAGCUUUUCCGAUUAUCAGAUUUUUCAGGAGCUCAUCAAAGGAAAGGAAGAUGACUCUUUCUUUAGGAACUCUGUUUCUCAGAUGUUAAGGAUUGUAAUGGAAGAGGGAUGUUCCACACAAAAACAGGUCCUUAGCUAUCUGGGGGAACGCUUCAGAGUAAAACUCAGUCUUCCUGACUGGUACCCAAAUGAACACGCUGCAGAGUUUCUCUUCAGCCAGUGCAUCUGUAUCCACUUGAAAUCCAACACUGAAAAGUUUUAUGUGCUUUGUCUCAUGACCCGGAAGCUCUUUGCUUUAGCCAAAGGAGAGUGCAUGGAGGAGAAUCCUGACAGUUUAGUGAAUCAAGAGGUCCUGACCCCCGGGCAGCUCUUCCUCAUGUUUCUGAAGGAAAAAUUGGAAGCUUGGUUAGCAUCUAUUAAAAUAGCUAUAGACAAGAAGGCCCAGAAGACCAAUGUGUCCUUAAACACUGAAAAUUUGAUGAAGAUUUUUACUCUGGGAACAGACCUUACAAAACCAUUUGAAUAUCUUCUUGCUACUGGGAAUCUACGUUCUAAAACAGGUCUCGGCUUCCUGCAAGAUUCCGGACUUUGUGUUGUGGCUGACAAGCUGAACUUCAUACGCUAUCUCUCCCACUUCCGCUGUGUGCACAGAGGGGCAGAUUUUGCCAAGAUGCGGACCACCACAGUACGCAGGCUGCUGCCGGAGUCCUGGGGUUUCCUUUGCCCCGUGCACACCCCCGACGGGGAGCCCUGUGGUCUGAUGAACCACUUAACCACCAUAUGUGAGGUCGUCACACAGUUUGUGUAUACAGCAUCUAUUCCAGCUUUGCUCUGCAACUUGGGCGUCACUCCGGUUGACGGAGCGCCACAUCGGCCGUACAGCGAGUGCUACCCUGUCCUGCUGGACGGCGUCAUGGUUGGCUGGGCGGAUAAGGAGCUUGCUCCUGGCAUUGCCGAUUCUCUCCGACAUUUUAAGGUUUUGAGAGAAAAAAGAAUUCCUCCCUGGAUGGAGGUGGUCCUGGUCCCCAUGACAGGAAAACCAAGUCUGUACCCAGGAUUGUACCUUUUUACCACUCCUUGUAGACUGGUGCGGCCUGUGCAGAACUUGGAAUUGGGCAAAGAAGAACUAAUUGGAACUAUGGAACAGAUCUUCAUGAACGUUGCUGUCUUUGAGGAUGAGGUUUUGGCUGGCGUUACCACCCACCAGGAGCUCUUCCCUCACAGCCUGCUGAGUGUGAUCGCCAACUUCAUCCCUUUCUCUGAUCACAACCAAAGUCCAAGAAACAUGUACCAGUGCCAGAUGGGUAAGCAGACUAUGGGCUUUCCACUCCUCACUUUUCAAGACCGGUCAGAUAAUAAACUGUAUCGUCUUCAGACUCCACAAAGCCCUUUAGUGCGACCAUACAUGUAUGAUUAUUAUGACAUGGAUAACUAUCCAAUUGGGACAAAUGCCAUUGUUGCUGUUAUUUCUUACACUGGCUAUGAUAUGGAAGAUGCCAUGAUUGUGAAUAAGGCUUCUUGGGAACGAGGCUUUGCCCAUGGAAGUGUCUACAAGUCCGAGUGUAUAGAUCUGUCUGAAAAAAUCAAACAAGGAGAUGAUAGUCUGGUCUUUGGAGUCAAACCUGGUGACCCACGGAUUCUGCAGAAGUUGGAUGAUGACGGAUUGCCAUUUAUUGGAGCACAACUGCAGUAUGGAGAUCCAUAUUACAGCUACGUAAACCUCAACACCGGGGAAAGCUUUGUGAUGUACUAUAAGAGUAAAGAAAAUUGUAUUGUGGAUAACAUCAAAGUGUGCAGUAAUGACACUGGAAAUGGCAAAUUCAAGUGUGUUUGCAUCACGAUGAGAGUCCCUCGGAACCCAACUAUCGGGGAUAAAUUUGCCAGUCGUCAUGGGCAGAAGGGCAUCUUGAGCAGACUGUGGCCAGUUGAGGACAUGCCAUUCACUGAGAGCGGGAUGGUUCCAGACAUUCUGUUCAAUCCUCACGGUUUUCCAUCCCGCAUGACCAUCGGUAUGUUGAUUGAGAGUAUGGCAGGGAAGUCUGCAGCUUUACAUGGUCUCUGCCAUGAUGCUACGCCCUUCAUCUUCUCAGAGGAGAACUCGGCCCUGGAGUACUUUGGUGAGAUGUUGAAGGCUGCUGGCUACAACUACUAUGGCACUGAGAGGUUGUAUAGUGGCAUCAGUGGGCUAGAGCUGGAUGCAGACAUCUUCAUAGGUGUGGUUUAUUACCAACGCUUACGCCACAUGGUCUCAGACAAAUUCCAAGUUAGGACAACAGGAGCCAGAGACAAAGUCACUAACCAGCCUAUCGGGGGAAGAAACGUCCAGGGUGGGAUCCGUUUUGGGGAGAUGGAGCGGGACGCCCUUUUAGCUCAUGGUACAUCUUUUCUCCUUCACGACCGGCUCUUCAACUGCUCGGAUCGGUCUGUAGCCCACGUGUGUGUGAAGUGUGGUAGUUUGCUCUCCCCGCUGUUGGAGAAGCCACCCCCAUCGUGGUCCACCAUGCGCAACAGGAAGUACAACUGUACUCUGUGUAACCGCAGUGACACCAUCGACACUGUUUCCGUGCCUUACGUCUUUCGGUAUUUUGUAGCUGAACUGGCAGCUAUGAACAUCAAAGUGAAACUGGAUAUCGUUUAACUUGACGCUGGCCUUUUGGGUCAAGAUUGCUAUCAGAUUAAAACAAAAUGUAACUUUGGUUCAUUGAAGCUGUUAAUAGUUACUCGAGUUUUUCAAGGUUAAGAGUGCUCAACCAAGACCUGGCAACUAAGAAUGCAGAGUUUCUGAGUUGCUCUGGUAUAAUAACUGCUGAAGAUGACUUUCAGUGUAUUUGUUGCUCUUUAAAAGUGAUACACUGAAAAAUAGAAGGAUAUUCAGGGGAAAGUCUUUCCACCCCCAGGUUCUUCAUAUCCUGCUUUCAGCAGGCGGUGACAGUCAAACAUUUAUUUUGAUGUAGAGCAGAGCAGCCCAAUAGAAAUAAACAGUGUAAGCCAUAUAUAUGUAAUUUUGUAUUUUCUUAAAGUAAAAACAAAGGUAGAAAAAUUUUUAGCAGCUUUUUUGAGGUGUAAUGGUUAUACCAAAAACUGCACAUAUUUAAUGUAUAUAAUUUGGUGCGUUUGAACAUAUGCACACACUUGUGAAUGACCACAAUCAUGGUAAUAAGUGUCACCUCCAAAGGGUUCCUUGUGCUCCUGGGGGUGGUUGGUUUUGUUUUGUUUCUUGGUGUUUUUACGGUAAGAACACUGAACUUGAUCUCUACCCUAUGGACUAUGGAUAGAACACAGAUGAAUAUAUCGCCCCAUAAAAAACAGUUGUUCAGAAGAUCGAUAUGUGUCUCUAGAAACUGGGUCUUGGUGUAACAAAAAAUAAUGUAUUUAUUGAAGGAAAGAGCAAUAAAACUGAAUGGUGUGUGUAACAUGUUUAUGAGUGAAUGGCUGCUAAAACACAUAGAAAAAUACAACUCAAGACUGAAUUCUAUAUGUGACUAGAACAAAAAUGUAUCUAAAAAGAGCUAUACUCAACACGGAAUGAUAUGAAGUAUAUCUAUGAAUGGACAGUUUAUAUAAAACAAAAUUAUCUACUCAAAGGAAAUACCUGAACAUAAGAACGAAUGACAUUUUUUAGAAUAAACUAUUGUAGAAUGGGAAAAACUAUACACACAAUUAUAUGCUGUGUAUCUCUAUGAAUGGAAUGUUGGCAGAACAAUAAUAUAUUAACAUAAGACAUUUCCAUAUACAUAAUUGAAUUAUACUUUUAUAUCUCCCUGAAUGAAGAGUUUAUGAAUCUAAAUGAAUGUAACUCCUGAAAGGAUUUAUACGCAAAAGAGAAUGAUGCAAAAUAUAUCUAUACAUGGAACGUUGGUAGAAAACAGAAACAAGAGGAGGUGUCUACAGAGAGAAAACGCCUAUUACAAUGCGUAUUGUGGGUCCCUGGAAUAAAAUGUGGUUAGAAUGGAAAGGAAUAUAUCCACUCAGAGAAAAGCGGUGUACACAACACUGAAUGAUAGGUUACUUAUCUCUGCACUGAAUGUUGGUAUAACAACAACGAGUGUAUCUGAUGAGAAUGAGUGAUGUGUUUUUAUCUAUAAAUGAAGUGUUUGUGAACACAAAUGAUGUAUCUGGAGUAUGAGAAUAUAAGCAAUUGUACCUAUUAAAAGGAAGGAUUUUGAAAUGAGCCUGAAAGGUUUUCCCCUGUGAAUGGAUUGCUGGCAGAACACAUGGGUGUCUGCUGAGACAGACUGCCAUAUGCGGCACUGAUGAUUUGUAUCUGUAAAUGGAGUGUUGGUGAACCCAGAUGAAUGUAUUUGCUCAAGUAAGAAUGGUAUAUACAAGAUCUGUGCGUGCGUGUGAAAUUCAUGUGUAAAUAUAUAUAGGUAUAUAAUCUCAAUAAAUAGGAGAACAAGCAAAAAAUCUACUUAAAGGAAAAAUAUACUCAAAAGAUUGAAUUAAUGUUAUGCAACUCUAUGAAAAGCGGAGAAAAGUACCUUCAAUGGGAAGACAGAGCUAAAUGUAAAACUGAAUAAGUUACUUAUAACCAUGAAUGAAGUGUUGCAUAAUUAAAGAAUUUAUUAUGAGUACCUUAAAUGAAAGAAGUAAAUACACAAUUGAAUGACAGAUUUUGGUUCCUGGCAGUACGCGUCCCUGGGUCCUGCUAGAAGUCAGACCUCCAGGCCCAGCCCACUUGGAGACAAAGACAAAUCUAUUGGGUAGCUUCACAGCACUCAGUCCCUCUGGCAGUCAGGAUACUAAUGAGAAGCCACUUGUGACUCCUUCCCAUCUGUCUUGUGGUAAAAGAGGCCACAUCACAGGACUGCAGUGUGUCUACUAGCCGAGGAGGGCCAAGGACUGCUGGCGACCACCAGAAGCUGGAAACAGGCCUGGAACAGAUUCUCCCCGUCUCCCGGAGGAAUCAACCUGCCAGCACCUUGAUUCUGCACUUUGGCCUGAACUGUGAGAGAACAUGUUUCUGCCUACCUAGUUUGUGGUAGACUGUUCAACAACCUCAGGAAACUUCCACAGCCGAAGCUCAGUGCCUGGUGGGGCACACCGUUGAAUAGCAUGGGCUCUAACUGUGACAUUUAGGUCCCUCCAUUGGGAUCAGUGAGGGGGAGGUGAAGGGGCCCAGACUGGCUGUCAGAGAACCAAACCACCUAAUUAACCCUUCCCAUGCUUCCUUUUUCCUUCCCACGAGGUGCCAAGUUCUGUUUGAAAUAUCAAAUGCACUUUAAAGGCUAAGCAGGGGGAAUUCCCUGGCGGUCCAGUGGUUAGGACUCUGCACUUUCACCAGCAAGGGCCCAGGUUCAAUCCCUGGUUAGGGAACUAAGACCUUGCAAGCCUUGCAGCACGGCCAAAAACAAGAAAAAAAAAUGCCCUGCAUCUGUGACCGGUUUCUGUGCGCCUCCUUUGGCCUCCUUUUGGCCCACAGCUCUGGAGGACCUGGAGGAAGGAGUAGGGCACUGGGACCCAUUCAUCAGCUGCUGCUUAUGAAACUGCACCUCUUCUAAGCCUCGCACCCCGUGAACCUGCAGCGGGUAAAGAAGGCUCGGGCAGUGCUGAGGAGGGGGCCAGGCCCACGGGAGCCCCAGCAGCCCAGUGCACGAGGAAAGGAGUUGCACUGGGUGGGCGGCGGAGGUCUUGUCUAAGACUGGUCCCCAGGAGGGAGCUGCUCCCCUGCUCCUAGGGAGCAGAAGAGUCUGAGUCCGCCCUCAUGAGGGCACCGCGUCCUCCUCACCUGCAGCGUGCCUGCCAUCACUCAGGAAGGCUGUUUCGGUAGCUUCUCUAGGACACAGCCACAGCUUCCACCUCUUCCCCAAAACCUCCUCUGCCCGGCACCUUAAUACAGGCCUGAGAGCACAGCAGGAACCUGCAGGUAUACCCUCCUCCAGGCCUCCCGGCCCUGCCUAGACUGGCAAACGGCUGGAAUCCAGAAGCUGGAGUCGAGGAUGGAGUUUUUUUUGGUCUGCGUUGGCUCUUCGUUGCGGCAACCGGGAUCUUUUUGUUGCGGCGCUCGGGCUUCUCUCUAGUGGCGUGCGGGCUCCAGGGUGCGUAGGCUCUAUAGUCUGCGGCACGCGGGCUCUAGUUGAUGUGUGUGGGCUCUGUAGUUGCAGCGCACGGGCUCUCUAGUUGUGGCACGCAGGCUCAGCAGUUGCGGCGCGCAGGCUUAGUUGCCCCGCGGCAUGUGGGAUCUUAGUUCCCUGACCAGGAAUCGAACCCACGUCCCCUGUAUUGGAAGGUGGAUUCUUUACGAAUGGACCACCAGGGAAGUCCCCACUGAGGAUAGAAUUUAUCACAGUUCCGAUUUUAAACUAAAGGGCCUACGAUGGAGAAAAGGGGGCAAGAGACCCCCUCAGAGUAUGUGGUUUCCUCUAACAAUUUCCUGUGCCACUCUUUCCACAGGAGGGGAGGCCCUGAAGUUCUACGUCACUGAGAAAAGGUGGAAGGUGGCUGGCAGGGUGUAUCCGCUCACCGCUGUCCUCACACCGGGAGACUUUACGUGUGCGGGGCUCCUCAGGAGUUGCCUCCCCUCCAGCAUGCCCUACAACCUAAGAUCAGGAGUGUGGAGCUUCCAGAAAAGACAGAAGGAAGCCCAAGGGUUGAGGGUGGUGGGUGAAGCCACCUGAGAGGAGAGGAGCCCGUGGGGCCAAGAGACCCUCUCCUGGUCCACAGAGCCUUCUCGUAACACCCCGUCAGGAAACCACCUGUACGCCCAGGCACCAUCACAGGCUGCCUCACAGCCCCUUCAAGGGAUCAAGGGUCAGCACUCACUUUGCUGCCAGGUCGGAGAUCAUCUGGUCAAAGUCAUGUCUGUGCUGCCAUCCGUGACGGCCCUCAGUCUGGCCAGGGAUCGAAGCCCUGAACUAAAACUCUCUCUGAGUCAGUCUACAAGUGCAUCCUCCCAUCAUACAACCCUGCCCCUCACCAGCUCUGACACGCGCUCCCUGGAAGGCGCUAUGUCUUCCUGUGUCUAGCUGAUUUCACCGAGCAAACACUGCAUGAUCUACUUGAUAUGUGGAAUCUAAACAAGUAAAACUUCCCUGGUGGCGCAGUGGUUACGAAUCCGCCUGCCAAUGCAGGGGACGUGGGUUCAAGCCCUGGUCCUAGAGGAUCCCACAUGCCGCGGAGCAACUAAGCCCGCGCGCCACAACUGCUGAAGCCCGUGUGCCCAGAGCCUGUGCUUCGCAACAAGAGAGGCCACUGCAGUCAGAGGCCCGCGCACCGCAAUGAAGAGUGGCCCCCACUCGCUGCAACUAAAGAAAGCUGGUGCACAGCAACGAAGACCCAACGCAGCCAAAAAUAAAUGGAUAAAUAAAUUAAUAAAAACAAACUCUGCGGAGCUAAAACAUAAUUUAAAUAAAUAAAAUUAAAAAGUCAAACUCAUGGAGCAGAGUAGCCAGGCCCAGGGAGUGGGGGAAAUGGGGAGAUGUUGGUCAAAGGGCACAAACUCAGUUAUAGGAUGAGUAAGUCCUAGAGACCUAAUGUACAGCAUGGUGACCACAGUUAGCAAUAAUGUAUGAUGUACCUGAAAUCUGCUAAGAGAGUGGAUCUCAAAUGUUCUCAUCACACACACACAAUGGUAACUAUGUGAGGUUGAUAGGGAUAGAGAAGGAUAAUUAAAUGGUUAGUUUAGAAAUCCCACUAGGGGAUUAAAGAAAGGGAAUUUUAAGAGUCUGGGAGACUCUUGUAAGCUAAUGACACUCAAGAAAAGGAUCCAGUAAUCUAGCAACAAUCUACUCUACCUUGAAGGAACACCAGGCACACUCAAGCCACAAACCCUGACAGCUAGGACACAAGACAAUAGGGAACUCCCUGGCGGUCCAGUGGUUAGGGCUCUGCACUUUCACCGCUGAGGGCCCGGGGUUCAAUCCCUGGUCGGGGAGCUAAGAUCCCACAAGCCAUGUGGCGUGGCCAAAAAAACAACCCAAAACCCACAAGACUAUAGAUAUGGGGUCUAUGUCUUGUUACAUGAAAUCGGGGAGUUAGUGGUCCUCGAAAAGUAUCAUUUCUGCAUGUAGCCAAGACAGGACUUUGUAUAGGUGAAAGGGUGAAGAAACUAGGUGAAAGGGGACAUUAUACCGAAACCUGAGAUGAAUUACCAUAUUUUAGUAUAUGUCACCACCCUAAUAUACAUAGGAUUUAAAUAGCACCAUGACGGUCUCAGACCAUAUAGGGUUAAAGGAGGGACUAAUGAUGUAAGCCUUGAUGUCUACCCAAGAAUGAGGAAAAAGGUGGUCUUCGCCCCUCCCCAUUUUCUUUGAUUAUAAAAAUGGAGCCCUCUUUGCUCUUGCGGCUGCGCCUUGCCUGCCCGCUUGUCUCUCUCACAACUGUCCUAUGCUAAUAAACUCACUCUUUGAAUGCCA